CUCACUUAGAAUCUUCAAAGCCAAUUUGUGUUCAUCUGCUUCUGCUGCCCUCAGUUUCAGUUUCACUUCACUUUCUUUGUCGGUUCGGUUAUAAUCAAGCAUUUAACAGAAAAAUGAAGUCCGGAAGAAAGGAAGAGUGAGAGGAGAGUGAAGAUCGAACUCGUGGGGAUUAUCUUGGACUUUGCAAGAGAAAAAAAAAAGAGACAAUUUUAUAGGUUGAAAUUGUCAGAAAUGACGCAAAUUCAAUUACUCUCCUUUCCACACUGCAAUCUAACUCCACCCAACCUCACGUCUUCUCCCCAAGUUUUCACUUCCUUUUCAUCAAGACAACUUGCUGAACUUGUGGGCAAUCAACAUUUCCCAUCUUGGUCUUUUAAUUCACUCAAAAGGGUAUCCAAAUUUCAAACUAGUUUGAGAAAAUGUGGUGGUUUGGUUAGGGUCAGAUGUGGAUUGGUGGAAGAUGAAAGUGUUGAUGAUGGGUUUUAUAUGAGGAGGUGUGUGGAACUGGCAAGAAGGGCAAUUGGGUGCACAAGUCCUAAUCCUAUGGUGGGGUGUGUUAUUGUGAAAGAUGGCAAGAUUGUUGGUGAAGGGUUUCAUCCUAAAGCUGGCCAGCCUCAUGCUGAGGUUUUUGCUUUGAGAAAUGCUGGGAAUUUAGCUGAGAAUGCGACUGCUUAUGUGAGCUUGGAACCAUGCAAUCACUAUGGAAGAACUCCACCAUGUACUGAAGCAUUAAUUAAAGCCAAAGUGAAAAGGGUGGUGGUUGGGAUGGUGGAUCCUAACCCAAUUGUUGCUUCAAAAGGGGUGGAUAGAUUAAGAGAUGCAGGAAUCAAUGUGACUGUGGGUGUUGAAGAAAAGUUAUGCAAGAGGCUCAAUGAAGCCUAUAUCCAUCAAAUGUUGACUGGGAAGCCUUUUGUGACACUAAGGUAUUCCCUCUCUGUCAAUGGCCACCUUUUAGACCAGCUAGGGGAUGGAGUCACACAGACUGGUGGAUACUACUCAAAAUUGUUGCAGGAAUAUGAUGCAAUAAUACUUUCGGCCUCUUUAACUGAGAAGUUUUCAAGUCCUACAUCACAGGAGCCUGGGGCCAAUCAGCCUCUUCAGAUUGUAAUAGCAAGUAAUCCUGGUCAACUUCCUGCUCCCUCUAAAGAAGCCUCUAAGAUUAUAAUAUUUUCAGACAAAGAGGUGGCCACAGAAGCAGAUUUGGCUCAGAAAGGAAUUGAUGCAGUGAAUUUGGAUAGGAUAAAUUUGACUUCAAUUUUGGAAUACUGUAAGCGUCAGGGGUUCUGUAGCAUUUUGCUGGAUUUGAGAGGCAGCUUUGGUGAUCUUGAGGAACUUCUUAGAGAAUCUAUUGAGCAAAAUGUGUUGCAAAAGAUAGUGCUGGAAGUGUUGCCAUUUUGGGAUGAAUCAAAUGGUGGAGUGUCACUAGUGGCAUUAAAUAGUUUGGUUAAAAGACUAGAAGUGAAGAAUUUACAAUCCAUGAUCUCAACUCAAAGCAUUGUGCUUGAGGGAUAUCUUCAACAUAGGUGAUUACAACAAUGCAACUACUUCUUAUUGGCACUUGGCUUUGUUGGUUCAUCAAUGCCAUGGGAUUUCCAUGUUCUAGAUGGCAAAAGGCAAAAACAAUGCCCAGCUACGGCGCGAUGUGAGAUAUUUAGCCUUGAAUUAAUGUGAACAUAUUUCAAAUAAGCACAGCCUUAA
Durio zibethinus is the source of this 1698-nucleotide messenger RNA. RefSeq names its product riboflavin biosynthesis protein PYRD, chloroplastic-like. Gene Ontology annotation, biological process: riboflavin biosynthetic process. The record is from RefSeq and is a predicted model, not a curated record. Gene Ontology annotation, molecular function: zinc ion binding; diaminohydroxyphosphoribosylaminopyrimidine deaminase activity. NCBI's taxonomy places the organism in Eukaryota, Viridiplantae, Streptophyta, Magnoliopsida, Malvales, Malvaceae.